Messenger RNA from Ordospora colligata OC4, 666 nucleotides. RefSeq names its product putative subunit p30 of RNase P/RNase MRP. Gene Ontology annotation, biological process: tRNA processing. The record is from RefSeq and is a predicted model, not a curated record. Lineage: Eukaryota; Fungi; Microsporidia; Ordosporidae. Gene Ontology annotation, cellular component: nucleolar ribonuclease P complex. Gene Ontology annotation, molecular function: RNA binding. The coding region runs from base 1 to 666 and encodes 221 amino acids. The transcript has a single exon.
AUGUAUUUUGAUGUGAAUGUUGAUGGAAGAUAUCCAAUUGAUGAGGCAAAUGCCUUACUAGAGAAUGAGUGUGAUGGAAUGUGUUUUAAUAACACAGUUGAUGCGAGAGAUGUGAUGCAGAUGAAGCAGCAUGAUUUAUUGGUGUUAGAAGGCAAGCAAGUGUUCAGAAGAGUUGAAAUAAGGUACUCUAGAGUUGAUGAGCUACCUAGUAUGGAAGUGGUGGAAGCGAUCCGUAGGACAAUGAAGUGCAUAGUUGCGGUGUUAAUGAAUGAAUCGAGAGAUUUUGAAGCGAUUAUGCGAAUUGAACCUGACAUUAUUGCAUUUGACUUUUCUAAGAGGAUCUGUUUUCCAGACAAGAUGGUUGAGGAAGCAGCGAAGAAGAAUAUUUUUUUUGAACUGCGGAUUGCGGAAGGGCUGUAUAUGAAGAAAGAAAAGACAAUAUGGAUGAGGAAUAUUAGGAAGCUUCUUGCGAUUACAAAAGGUGUUAAUGUUAUAGUUUCUAGUGGAGCAGCAUGCAAUACGGAGGUAAAGAGACCGUUUGAGUUUGUGAGUGUGUUGCAAGGGGUUGGUGUAGAUGAGAGUUGUGCAAGACGGGUGUUGAUGAACUCGGCAAGAAUGUUGAGGUCGUGUAAGUACCUGAUAUGUGGUGAAACAAGGAUGAGAUGA